Molecule: messenger RNA, 660 nt
Organism: Bathycoccus prasinos
Lineage: Eukaryota; Viridiplantae; Chlorophyta; Mamiellophyceae; Mamiellales; Bathycoccaceae
Exons: 2
Coding region: 1-660 (219 amino acids)
Source: RefSeq, a predicted model, not a curated record
AUGUCUACGGUAUCACCUGAUAUCCGCAUCCAAAAAGACGACUCGAUCGUCCGCAACAUAGAAACGGCGAUGGAGAAAGAAGCGAGUCUGGACGAAGACGCGACGACAUCCAUUAAGAAGAAUAAAACUUCAACUUUUUCUUCUUCAGGAGGAGGAGGCGUUUUGUCCGCGAGAAGCGCUUUGACGAGACUGGAAAACCAUCUGGUGGAUGCGAACGAGAAAGAGCUCCCGCACACGAGGGCGCGUAAACCGGCGGAACGCCUCGAGCCGACGUUUACGAGGUCGGAACCGAAGAAGAAAGGACGCGCGAAGAAAGCUACCGUCGUCGUCAAGAAAGUCGAGAAGAAGAAGAAGGUGACGAAGAAGAAGCCGGCGAAGAAGAAGACGAAGGCACCGGCGAAGAAGAAGAAGACAAAGGCGCCGGCGAAGAAGAAGACAAAAGCGCCGGCGAAGAAGAAGGUCGCACCGAAGAAGAAAAAAGAUGCGAAGAAAACGCCGACGGAGAAGAAGAAACGAGCGUUGUCCAAGAACAAGUUGGUGACAGACACCGUUGCGCCGGUCGAGAACAAAGUUCAAUCGAAACUUCCAAUCGUCCAGGCCGCAUCACCUGCGGAAGAAGGCCACGAACAAGAGAAAGAAAACACUCCGGCGGUGGAAUAA